UGGUAACAUUAAUUUGACGAUCAACUCUUACGAGUGUGCGCUGUAACUUCAUUCGUUCGGCGACAAUGGCGGCAGACCUUGAUCAGCUUCAACAGCUUUUAAACACACUUCUUAGCACGGAUAAUGAUACCAGAAAGCAAGCAGAGGAGGCAUACAACAACCUCCCAGUGGAUAGUAAGGUGACAUUUCUUUUAAGCUCCUUGUGCAAUGCCACCCUUACAGAAGAAAUGCGUGCUAUGGCUGCCGUCUUGCUACGUCGACUAUUUGCUUCUGAAUUUAUGGAUUUUUAUCCUAAAAUUCCACCAGAAGCACAAGCUCAAUUAAGAGAGCAAAUUUUAUUAUCUGUUCAAAGUGAACAGACGGAGACUAUUCGACGUAAAGUUUGCGAAGUUGCAGCUGAAGUUGCACGAAAUUUAAUUGAUGAAGAUGGUAAUAAUCAGUGGCCAGAAUUUCUGCAGUUCCUAUUCCAAUGUGCAAAUAGUCCUGUACCAGCAUUGAAAGAAAAUGCUCUUCGAAUGUUCACAUCCGUCCCUGGUGUAUUUGGAAAUCAACAAGCUAAUUACCUUGAUCUUAUUAAACAAAUGUUGCAGCAAUCUAUCAUGGACUCUGCAAAUUAUGAGGUCAGAUUUCAAGCAGUAAGAGCAAUUGGAGCCUUUAUCGUUCUUCAUGAUAAAGAAGACAAUAUACAGAAUCAUUUCUCAGAAUUACUACCAGCAAUUGUACAAGUAAUUGCUCAAUCGGUAGAAAAACAAACAGAUGAUGCUCUUUUAAAAGUUUUGAUCGAUUUAGCGGAAUCAACACCCAAAUUUUUGAGAUUACAAUUAGAGACUAUAAUGGAAAUGUGUAUGAAAAUAUUUUCAAAUGAUGAUAUGAUUGAUUCAUGGAGACAAUUAGCAUUGGAAGUAUUAGUUACACUUGCAGAAACUGCUCCUGCAAUGGUACGUAAAGUUGGUGGAAAAUAUAUUGCGUCUCUAGUACCAUUGGUGCUAAAAAUGAUGACAGAUAUACAAGAAGAUGAAAAAUGGAGUUUUUCGGAUGAAAUUGUUGAAGAUGACAAUGACAGUAAUAAUGUCGUUGCUGAAAGUGCUUUAGACAGAUUAGCAUGUGGUUUAGGUGGUAAAACUAUGUUACCACAAAUUGUACAGAAUAUUCCGUCAAUGUUAAAUAACAGUGACUGGAAGUACAGGCAUGCUGCUCUUAUGGCAAUAUCAGCUGUUGGUGAAGGUUGUCAUAAACAAAUGGAAGUAAUAUUACCUCAAAUCAUGGAUGGAGUUAUACAAUAUUUACAAGAUCCUCAUCCUCGUGUAAGAUACGCAGCUUGUAAUGCAGUAGGUCAAAUGUCAACUGAUUUUGCACCUGUAUUCGAAAAAAAAUUUCAUGACAAAGUCAUUCCUGGAUUAUUAAUGGUGUUGGAUGAUAAUGCGAAUCCAAGAGUUCAGGCUCAUGCCGGCGCAGCCCUCGUAAACUUCAGUGAAGAUUGCCCAAAAAAUAUAUUAACACCAUAUUUAGAUGCUAUUAUGGCUAAAUUGGAGUCGAUUCUUACUGCUAAAUUUCAAGAGUUAGUUGAGAAAGGCACUAAACUUGUCCUUGAACAAGUCGUUACAACUAUAGCAUCUGUUGCUGAUACAUGUGAAGAACAGUUUGUAACAUAUUAUGAUAGAUUAAUGCCAUGUCUAAAAUACAUUAUUCAAAAUGCUAAUCAACAAGAACAUAAAAUGUUACGUGGUAAAACCAUUGAAUGUGUGAGUCUUAUAGGACUUGCAGUAGGACCUGAAAAGUUUAUUGCAGACGCUAGUGAAGUUAUGGAUAUGUUAUUAAAAACACACUCAGAAGGAGAUCUUCCAGAUGAUGAUCCACAAACUAGUUAUUUAAUAUCUGCGUGGGCUCGAAUUUGCAAAAUUCUUGGUAAACAAUUUGAGCAAUAUUUACCAUUGGUAAUGGGUCCAGUUUUACGUACAGCAGCUAUGAAACCUGAAGUAGCUGUACUAGAUAACGAAGAUAUGGAAGGUCUAGAAGAUGUUGAUUGGGAAUUCAUCUCUCUUGGUGAACAACAAAACUUCGGAAUUAAAACUGCUGGCUUAGAAGACAAAGCUUCCGCCUGCGAAAUGUUAGUUUGCUAUGCACGUGAAUUAAAGGAAGGUUUUGCAGAUUAUGCAGAGGAAGUAGUACGGCUAAUGGUUCCUCUGUUGAAAUUUUAUUUUCAUGAUGGUGUUCGAACAGCAGCUGCUGCAAGUUUACCAUAUCUUCUAGAUUGUGCAAAAAUAAAAGGUCCACAAUAUCUUGAAGGGAUGUGGGCGUAUAUCUGUCCCGACCUCUUGAAAGCAAUCGAUACAGAACCUGAACCUGAAGUUCUGCUAGAAAUAUUAUAUUCGUUGGCUAAAUGUAUCGAAACCCUCGGUGCCGGUUGUUUAGGAGCACAACCCAUGGCUGAAUUGUUACGUAUAUUAGAUAAAUUACUUAAUAAACAUUUUGAAAGAGCAGUAGCUAGAUUGGAGAAGCGUAAAGAUGAAGAUUACGAUGAAGUUGUUGAAGAACAGCUUGCUGAUGAAGACAGUGAAGAUGUAUAUACUCUAAGCAAAAUAGCAGACAUUUUACACGCAUUGUUUACUACUCAUACGUCAUCAUUCUUCCCUUACUUUGAUCAAAUUUGUGGACAUUUUGUUAAAUUGUUAAGCCCCGAAAGACCUUGGUCAGAUCAUCAAUGGGCUUUAUGUGUAUUUGACGAUAUAAUAGAAUUUGCCGGACCCGAAUGUGCAAAAUAUCAAGAAUACUUCUUACGUCCAAUGAUACAAUACGUAUCCGAUAAAUCAGCAGAAGUAAGACAAGCAGCAGCUUAUGGUUGUGGCAUUUUAGGGCAGUACGGAGGAGAAGCGUUCGCUCAAGCAUGCGCAGAGGCUUUGCCUAGGUUAAUGGAUGUUAUAAACGAUCCAGAAUCAAGAUCACCUGAAAAUGUCAAUCCUACUGAAAAUGCUAUAUCUGCAGUUACAAAAAUUCUUAAAUAUAAUAAUAAAGCAAUCAAUGUUGACGAAAUACUACCUUAUUGGGUCUCUUGGCUACCAGUGGUAGAAGACAGAGAUGAAGCACCCCAUGUUUAUGGAUAUUUAUGUGAUUUAAUCGAAGCAAACCAUGUAAUAGUUUUAGGACCAAAUAAUGCAAACUUACCUCGGUUAAUAAGUUUCUUUGCAGAAGCAUUUUGCCAAAAUGUUGUAUCGACAGAUAAUCCUGUUAUGGGUAGAAUUCUUAGUAUUGUUAGGCAAAUACAGAACAACGAGUCUAUGUUCCAGGCAUGCAUAAAUGCAUUAACUGCAGAUCAACAACAAGCAUUGCAUGAGGCACUUCGUGCACAGCCUACUAAUUAGCCAUUUGCUUUUAUUCUCCAACCAUAACACUUUAAUAUAAAACAAAACGAAA
Messenger RNA from Bombus impatiens (common eastern bumble bee), 3411 nucleotides. RefSeq names its product importin-5 (gene Karybeta3). Gene Ontology annotation, molecular function: nuclear import signal receptor activity. Gene Ontology annotation, cellular component: nucleus; cytoplasm. The record is from RefSeq and is a predicted model, not a curated record. The transcript is spliced from 14 exons. Bases 66 to 3359 code for a protein of 1097 amino acids. Gene Ontology annotation, biological process: protein import into nucleus. Lineage: Eukaryota; Metazoa; Arthropoda; Insecta; Hymenoptera; Apidae.